UAUAUAUAUGCCCUGUUCAGCUUCCUGAUCCCAUCAAGGAGCAAGAUAACUACAAAAGCUUUCUUUACACUUUUUUUGGUCAUAUUGGUGAGAUAGAGAGAAGUCUUAGAAACAGAUAAAAAAUUUUAACGUUUAAAAAGAAACAAGCAACAAAUGGCUUCGGAGCAAGAUAGGUCAGAGCUGGACAGAAGGGCUAGGGAAGGAGAGACGGUUGUGCCAGGUGGUACUGGUGGCAAAAGCCUUGAAGCUCAAGAACACCUUGCUGAAGGAAGGAGCAAAGGAGGGCAAACAAGGAAAGAGCAACUCGGGACUGAAGGGUAUAAGGAGAUGGGGAAAAAGGGUGGCCUGAGCACUGGCGACAAGUCUGGCGAGGAACGUGCUUCCGAGGAAGGAAUCGAGAUCGAUGAAUCCAAGUACAAGACCACCGGUUGAUUCUCUCUUGUGAACUAUAGCAAUCUAGUCCAUCUAGCUUUGCAUCCGUUGUCAACCUAGCUAGCUUUUGUCUUUUCAAGUAGUAGUUUCCUUUAACUUUUUCUUUUUUCUUUGUUUUUGCUUUUAAGGAAGGACCUUUCCUUUCUGUUUUGUAUCUUCAUCAAUAAGUUGACACGGGUGCUGGUUCUAGUAGUUCUAGAUAAAGUCCAGUAGACGGGUUAAUUGGGUUGCAUCUCGUAAUUAAUGAACUUUUCUUUUCUUCCCUUGUAA
Oldenlandia corymbosa var. corymbosa is the source of this 702-nucleotide messenger RNA. The record is from the annotation of a GenBank genome assembly. NCBI's taxonomy places the organism in Eukaryota, Viridiplantae, Streptophyta, Magnoliopsida, Gentianales, Rubiaceae.